AUGGCGGGCUCGACCACAGUGCUCGACCAUGGGGCGGUCGCCCAGUCAGGGGCGCUGGGUGGACGACGUGAUGGCUCCAAGGUACCGAAGCGGCCGCUGCCACACAUCGACGACAUCAUCUCCGUCUCCAUCGACAUCGACGAGCAGGCGCCCAUUGAGAAGAUCAUUCAGACGGCCGAGAUGUAUUUGCGCCAGGCCGAAUCCUCAAAGAACUUCGGCAGGCCCGAUUUUGCAUUGCAAGACUACCUGAGAGCCAGUAUCAUUCUCCUCCGCCUCAUCCAGAGGAACAUGGGCUGGCCGUCGUUGCAGAGGGACAACAAGGCGCAGUACGAUCGCUACCAGCGUCUGUUGCGGCAAGUCGACGCCCUACACAGCGAUUUCGAUGCUAUCAAACAAGAAAUCAAGGCGGACAAUGCCAGAACCGGCGUCCAACCCAUUGUCCGUCGGCCAGCAUCAGCGGGAACUGUGUCCGGAAACGCGAAUGGGCAAGAGGUUGGGAGGUUACGAGAAGACCUGGGCAGACUAAGCGGCCUUUGUGUGGCCGAGGAUGGCGAGGCCCCGGUUCGUCCAUCUCCGUCUCCAUCUAGGACAAAGCCCGUGGUGCACCCAAAACCCCAGAAUCUUCAUGGGAAUGCCCUGCAGCCAGGUGCCGCAACCAUCUCGUCUACUAAGGCGCAGGACCUCGUUCAGCGCUUCGCUAAUCUUCGGGUAACCACGGCCAAAACCCAAGAAGAUCCGCGCGCUUCAACAAUACAAGUUAGAUCUCCCAAGCCUCUAGGGACCGAGAAGCCCCCGGAGGCGCCGCUUUCAAGCUUUUCCACCAACGGAGCGCUUUCCGAAAUGCCCAGACUCCCAGCAGCAAUAUAUAAUCCACCGAGGGGAACAGUCUCGAGCGAAGCCGCUGAGCUUCCAUCGAGCGCCCCGCGCGCCAUGUUCACCAGGACAAACUCAACGCCAUCUUUGAAUUCUAGAAAUCCAAAGGCUUCUAUUAAUGGCCCUACCUCGCCUGGCCAGCCCAAUGGACUGACAAACGUCCCUGCCAAACGAACAAAGCUCUCGGUCCCUGACGGCGAUACUAUAUCUGUCGAAGAUCUCCUUCGGUUCAUGCGAGCGGGUACUAAGGAUAUAUCGAUUUUGCUUAUUGACAUAAGAGGCCGGGAGGAAUUCGACGAUGGCCACAUCAUGUCCCAGGCCACCAUCUGCAUCGAGCCCGAGAUCCUUGAAAGGCCGCACAUCUCGGCGAAUCAGAUUGCAGACAGUCUGAUCCUCUCGCCAGCAACAGAACAGCUGCUGUAUGAGAAGCGGCAUGAGUUUGAUCUCAUUGUUUUCUACGAUCAGGAUUCCGAGCGAAUCGUUCGAAAUCCCCAGACCCGACAAGCCAAGGCUGUUUCUGGCCUCUUCAAUGCCCUCAGCCAUUACGACUUCGCUGACAUGUUGGGGCAAAGGCCUGGCCCAAAGCUGCUUCAGGGGGGGUUGGAUGCGUAUACCAGUCUAGUCGGCAAUGCAAGUCUCCAGUCAUCUUCGACCCUUGCUGUCAAAAAAUCUUCGGCAACUCCCAUGACGCGCUCAUUCUUGAAUACUCGGCAGAAGUACAUAACACGACCUAUUCAGGAUGCCGAAGAGGCAAAGCGGUGGGAAGACACCUUUGCAGACGCGAGCGCGAUCUCGCCCGUCCGGACAACAGAGGAUUUUCUGCGCCGUUUUCCCUCGAUUUCGGAGCAUAAGGAAUCCAUGGUCUCCCCAGUCAGCUCUCCAACGAGCAGACCACAAAGCCCUUUUCAAUAUCGCCUCUCGCACGAAGAAAAUCUAUACACGUCUCUACCUCCGCCACCGGCGCGCCCACCACCAGCAGUCCCACGUAGAAGCUAUAGUGGAUUGGCUGAGGCCGAGGACAGCUCGGUCGCGUUGGCAAAGAAAGCAUCAGCAGCCAAAGCCACCGUGGAACAGGUACGAAAGUGCCGCACCGGGCUUCAAAACCCGGGGGUCUUUUGCUUCGCCAAUAGUUCCCUGCAAGCAAUGUUCGCUACACCGGGGUUUUCGCGUGAGAUCUGGUCUGGCGAGUGGAAAAAGACGUACAAGGUGCCCAGGAAACCGGGAGAACAACUCGAUAACCCUCAAUUGCUGGUUAAGAGUUUGGCCAACCUGUUCCAUUGGCUGAACCAAGGGGCUUUUCCGUCGCUGAAGGCCAAGACGUUUAUGGAUUAUAUUCAUUAUAUACAUUCCAAGGCGGCUGACGGCAGACCGAAACCCGAGUCCGAGAUAUUCGGAGGCACCUGCCAACAAGACGCCCAAGAAUUCUACUCGUUCAUCAUGGACAAUAUACAUGACGAAACAAACACCCGCCGCGACAGGAAGCCUCCCAAGGAAGAAAAACCAUACACCCCUAAGAACGGAAGCAUCAUUCAGAAUGCCAUGGACUACUGGCGUGAUUAUUCUAGUGCCAGCGCCUCCAUUGUGGAUAAGUAUUUCCGCGGCCUAGAGGUGUUCAUCUCGCGCUGCCACAACCGCGACUGCCGGCAGGAGAUCCGCCUCUUCCAGCCCUGCGACAUCUGGAUCCUCAACCUCGCGGGGGCCAACGACCCGACGGACCUCGACAGUCUCCUAGCAACCCACCAGACCUUGGAGCACUUUCCCGACCUGGUCUGCGAGACGUGCAACAAGCCGGGCCGCUCGCGAAAAGCAAAGUUUGCGCGCUUCCCCGACCGGCUCGCCUUCUGCCUCAACAGGUUCCAUAACGCGGGCGGCGGCGGGUUCAACGGCAGCAGCAGGACAGGCAAGAUCCACACAAAAGUGCGCUUUCCCAUCCGCGAUCUCGACCUGACGCGCUACUGCGCCGAGCCAGACCCGGAUAUGUCAUCUAGCAAGGACCCGCAUUUUUCGGGGCGCAUCAAGUACGACUGCUACGCCGUGACGGUGCACGAAGGGCCGGGCAUCAACGGCGGGCACUAUUACGCCUAUGUCCAGGACGAGCAGUCGCGGGAUCCGACCGACUGGUUCCGGUGCAACGACGACGUGGUGGAUAGGGUCAAGAUUGGCACCGGCAGCGCCAACGACAUGACGGAGACCAUGUAUCAGGACCGCAACGCGUCGGCCUACAUGGUUUAUUAUCGGCGGCAGGGGACAUGA
Messenger RNA from Canariomyces notabilis, 3126 nucleotides. RefSeq names its product cysteine proteinase. Gene Ontology annotation, cellular component: cytoplasm. The transcript is spliced from 2 exons. The record is from RefSeq and is a predicted model, not a curated record. Gene Ontology annotation, biological process: protein deubiquitination. Lineage: Eukaryota; Fungi; Ascomycota; Sordariomycetes; Sordariales; Chaetomiaceae. The coding region runs from base 1 to 3126 and encodes 1041 amino acids. Gene Ontology annotation, molecular function: cysteine-type deubiquitinase activity.